AAGAGGUGAAUUGGGUAAAUCUGGAUUUGGAGAAAACUUUUUGGAGAAAAAGGUUUAUCUGAGAGAAAAAUUCGAGGGUUUAAUGGGGUAGAUGCCUAGUGUUGAUUUAGGAUCUAAUAAUCUCUUCUAACUCCGAGGCUUAUUGUCCCGCCCUCACUCCCCCGUGCCGUGUCCAGUCCUCUUUUUUAGAUAAUACAUUGGAGUGGGCUGCUGUGACGUAGAAGGGCUGAAUUAAAAAGCCCAAUGUUUUAUUUUUUUUGACGAAGCUGUGCAUUUUGAGUGAGCUGGCAGAAGAUGCCUGCUUUGGGGGGUUCCCGUUGAUUAAUUGGGCUGCACCUUUGAAGAAGAAAAUAAAUUGGGUCGCUGCAGAUGGAGUUGAACUUAAUGAAACACACCGUUUUGGUGUAUUGAGUGGCUGGAUGAAAAGAAAUAACAGAGGCUCAAAUAAGUUCCGAGUCAGUUUUCGGUUCCUCCCCCUUUCCCAUUUUCUUUCUUUUUCUGUUUCGGAUUUUCCCUGUAAAAAGGGGUUUUUGUAAUGAAUAGAGUACGAAGGUGCACUGGGUGACAGUACUUAGGCUAGGUUUUCAUUCUCUUGCUUUUAGUUUUAGAAUUUAAUGCUUUUGUAGAAGUAGAUACGCUCUUUGCUACACUGGAGGUUCUUGGAGCUUUCCAUUGGGUGACAGGUGAGAAAUAUAAAGUUGCCAACAAGAAGUUCACAGUAACAGUAUGGUGGUCUCCAGUACAAAUCCCCACAGCAAGGAGAUAGCCAUCAGAAGGAGGAUUUCUAGCAUAUUUAAUAAACGUGAAGACGAUUUCCCAUCUUUGAGGGAAUAUAAUGAUUACUUGGAGGAAGUAGAGGACAUGACAUUUAACUUGAUUGAAGGAAUAGAUAUUUCAGCCAUUGAAGAAAAAAUUGCUAAAUACCAGGAAGAAAAUGCCGAACAAUUUUCUCUAUUCUCUAUACUCUUGAUGCAGGCCACAAACCAAAAUUCUCAAACAGGAUUUGGAGCUGUUCCACAGGGACAGUAUGCACCUACAUUUGCAGGAGGACAACCAAGACCCACAGGCAUGGCUCCACAACCUUUACCACUUGGAGGAGGUGACAUGCUGGGCUUUGCAGGUGACGAUGAGGAAUCAAAGAAGCUACGAGAUGAGAGAGGAGCAAGAGCUGGAGGAUGGAGUGUAGAAAUAAGUCGGAAACGGGCACAUGAAGAAGCCCUUGGAAGCCUCUGGGUUUGUUGAGACAAUACUAAUAAUAUUCAUAUAAGGUAGGACAUGUCUAUUGCUGUUCAUGCUAAUUCCAGUGUCAUGAAAGCUUUUUUUUUUUUUUUUUUUUUGCAUGGAUAUUUGAUGUAUAUGGUGUAGAAUGUAAGAUUUAUUGCAUUUUGUUUCGUCUAACUAUAAUGAAUUAUGUUUCAAGAGACCUUGGCUAUGAUUGGCAAAAACUAGCUGCAAAGUUUGUUCAAAACUAAAAAGUUGAUCUACGGCCAGUAAUUUUGGUA
Molecule: messenger RNA, 1502 nt
Organism: Vigna radiata var. radiata (mung bean)
Lineage: Eukaryota; Viridiplantae; Streptophyta; Magnoliopsida; Fabales; Fabaceae
Exons: 6
Coding region: 727-1242 (171 amino acids)
Biological process (GO): regulation of cyclin-dependent protein serine/threonine kinase activity; DNA repair; regulation of transcription by RNA polymerase II
Cellular component (GO): transcription factor TFIIH holo complex
Source: RefSeq, a predicted model, not a curated record